Molecule: messenger RNA, 3201 nt
Organism: Salvelinus fontinalis (brook trout)
Lineage: Eukaryota; Metazoa; Chordata; Actinopteri; Salmoniformes; Salmonidae
Product: protein jagunal homolog 1-B-like
Exons: 2
Coding region: 862-1485 (207 amino acids)
Biological process (GO): endoplasmic reticulum organization; granulocyte colony-stimulating factor signaling pathway; vesicle-mediated transport
Cellular component (GO): endoplasmic reticulum membrane
Source: RefSeq, a predicted model, not a curated record
GUUAUCUGUACUCCGCACGGCAAGCGGUACCUACUGCCAACAGGACCCUGGACAGCUUCUACCCCUUAGCCACAAGACUGUUAAAUAGUUAACCAAAUAGCUACCUUUUGAGUCAUCACAUACGCUGCGGAUACUGCUUAUUAUCUAUCAUGUUGCCUAAUCACUUUACCCCUACCUAUAUGUAAAUAUCUACCUCAAUUACAUUGACUCAGUACUGGUACUCAGUGUAUAUAGCCAAGUCAUCAUUACUCAGUACUGGUACCCCAUGUAUUUUGUCAAGUUGUAAUUGACUCAGUACUGGUAGCCAGUGUAUAUAGUCAUGUUAUAAUUGACUCAGUACUGGUACCCCGUGUAUAUAGCCAUGUUAUCAUUGACUCAAUACUGGUACCCUGUGUAUAUAGCCAUGUUAUCAUUGACUCAGUACUGGUACCCUGUGUAUAUAGCCAUGUUAUCAUUGACUCAGUACUGGUACCCUGUGUAUAUAGCCAUGUUAUCAUUGACUCAGUACUGGUACCCUGUGUAUAUAGCCAUGUUAUCAUUGACUCAGUACUGGUACCCUGUGUAUAUAGCUAAGUACUUGUUACUCAUUGUGUAUUUAUUCUUUGUUAUUAUCUUUCUAUUAUUGUUCUAUUUUUCUCUCUGCAUUGUGGGAAGGGCCCGUAAGUAAGCAUUUCACUGUUAGUCUACACCUGUUUACAGUGCAUGUGACUAAUGCAAUUUUUAAUUCAUUGGUAUUGCUCAUUUCAUACAAAUUGUAUUAGUUCUAUUAUUUUAAAGGCUAUUGGCUACUGCCAUUAGGUUACGAUGUCUUCGAGAGUGAUAACGAAUGCUGUAUACUUAUCUGCAGUUCUGAAAUAACAAAUGAGCACCUUAGAAAGCUCUAACACAAUGAAUUACAUGUUUUACUUUGAGUUUUUUGGACAGGCGGUAACCAUGGCUUCCCGAGCUGGACCUCGAGCUACUGGCACAGAUGGAAGUGACUUUCAGCACCGCGAGAGAGUGGCCUCACACUACCAGAUGAGUGUCGCCCUCAAGUCCGAGAUCCGUAAACUGAACAUCGUCCAUGUUCUGAUCUGGCUCCUCUUAGCUGCCCAGGUGACAGUGAGCCAGCUGAACCUAGUGUCCCACAGCGUGGUGGCUGCUCCCUAUCAGUGGGAGUACCCCUACCUGCUCAGUAUCAUCCCCUCCCUCUUCAGCUUCAUGGCCCUGCCCAAAAACAACAUCAGCUACCUGGUGAUCUCCAUGAUCAGUGCCGGUCUCUUCUGCAUAGCACCGCUCAUCUACGGGGGCAUGGAGAUGUUCCCGGUGGCCCAGCAGCUGUACCGCCACGGCAAGGCAUACCGCUUCAUCUUCGGCUUCUCUGCUGUGUCCGUCAUGUACCUGGUGAUGGUAAUCGCGGUGCAGGUGCACGGCUGGCAGAUCUACUACAGCAAGAAGCUGCUGGACGCCUGGUUCACCUCCACACAAGACAAGAAGAAGAAAUGAGGACAGAGGAUUAAAUUAUUUAAACAACUGACAAGGAAUGACUAUUGCUGCCUGCCACUGUCUGACACCACUUCUAGGCCCAUCUUCCAUCUAUAUUUGAAUUCUACAUCCCCAUCUCGCCAUCCCUAAUUGAUAGUUGUAGGACUAAUUGGAAUCCUUUAUACCACUCAGCAGGCUGUCCUGUCGUUUUCCUGGUAACCCUCUCACCUCCAUUAUCUCAUCUCCUGGCUCUGGAGCCUGUGGACAGAUUAAGACUUGAGUUGUCUGAGACUCCAGGGUUUAAUGUUGACAUGUCCUGCUGCCUUUAGAAACCCAUCCUCUUUAUAUCUCAUCCUGAUCUAUGGAGAUGGCUGCCAUAAUCUGUCCCCCAAGGGAUCGUAUGCUAGCUACUGUACCUCCAGUCUUAGCCAUAUGUUCUAAUUACCGCUCCUUCCUCCACAAGUUUGCACUUGUUCACUGAUUUGAAAGGAAAUGACUGGAAUAAUAAAUAUGGUAGAAACUCCCACUAGACCAGGGAUAGGCAACUUUGAUGGGGGUGGGGACCACAAAACAUCUGAACUCAUCAUGAGGGGCCGCAGUAGCUCUCGGGUCUACCUAACCUUGGGGUGACAGGUAGACUAGUGGUCAGAGCGUUGGACUAGUAACCGAAAGGUUGCAAGAUCGAAUCCCCGAGCUGACAAGGUAAAAAUUUGUUGUUCUGCCCCUGAACAAGGCAGUUAACCCACUGUUCCUAGGCUGUCAUUGAAAAUAAGAAUUUGUUCUUAACUGACUUUCCUAGUUAAAUAAAGGUUAAAUAAAUAAACUCAUCCACACAUACAGUCAGAGCCUUUUGGGGGCCCUAAGUGGAAUUUUGUGUGUGUCCCACCUUGCGAGCACAAAGUUUUAGCGCCCCCCCCCCCCCCCCCCCCUAAUGACAAUGGAGAAGGAAAAAAGUACGUUUUAGAAUUAAUUUCCUGAUAUUCUACACAAUUUGCUAUGGGGAUGAGAGAUUUUGUAAUUUAACUAAUUUCAUGGAAUUCUAAUCAUUUGCAAUAGGGUGGAGAGAAAUGUUUGCAGUUUUUAUUAUGAUAUCUGAGUGAGAGUUUCUUACAAAAUCAAUUGGGCCCCUCCCCAGUUGGUAAUUCAACCAUGAUUACUACAAGUUUAGAUCGCUGGCUAGACUAUCUUACCAGUCUAAACAAAUGUUAGCUGACAUGUGCUAAUUGAGUGAAUAUCAGUGACUGACAUAACAAGAGAGAAACUGCUGAUGCACAACCAAACAUUGAAAUUGCACCUUGUGUUUUCUACUAUUCUAACUUUCAACAGUAAGUUGAGAACCCGACUGAGUUCCUCAUUUUUUUCUCUUUCAUUUUUGGAAAUGUAUUCGUGGGCCAACCUCGGACCAGCAGUUUCCCAUCCCUGCUUUGGACAGUGCCACUGCGAAUCCAGUGUUUUUAGAUUUGUGGGUGAAAUAGUGAACGAGUGUACACUUCAGGAGGCCGGAGUUAUAGUUGGGACAUACCCAUGACUAGGUCAGGGCAUGAUGUGGCCUUAAUGAGAGGAGGCAUCCAGAGCUGAACGGAAAGGGUUCAGAGAAAGACAAGAGCAGUGGUCAGAUUGCGUCCAUAUGGUUGUGUGCUGCUGUCAAUGCACAUUUUCAUGUUGACAGUACUCAACAAUUUAAUUGUUUCUAAAUGAGAUGUACAUUGUUAAAUAACAAUAAAUGGCUAUGCUGUA